Molecule: messenger RNA, 3204 nt
Organism: Brassica napus (rape)
Lineage: Eukaryota; Viridiplantae; Streptophyta; Magnoliopsida; Brassicales; Brassicaceae
Exons: 9
Coding region: 122-829 (235 amino acids)
Source: RefSeq, a predicted model, not a curated record
CGCAAUCUUUCCUCUGAAGAUAUAUAUAUAUAUAUAUAGAGAGAGAGAGAGAGAGAAAAGUGGGAAAGAUCAAAUAUCAUCCAAUCUUGAAGACCUAAAAAGAGAGAGAAAGACUGGUAAAAUGGCUGUAAGCUCAACGGUUUUGUCGUGCCCGAAGAUGUUCGGAAGACGCCGGUCGGUGGCGGUGGAGAUGAGAACAAUACGGUGGGGAGUUAAGUGCCAGUUGUCACCCGUAAAACCCUCCAAAUAUUCAUCUAAAAUAACUACCGAUGUUCAACUGCACGAGUCUCCUCUGGCGUUGUUCGAUGAGUAUUUGGAGGAUAAGUCGAGGGUUUUCAAAGCAAUGUUUCCUGAUAAACCCAAAAGCUAUAGGCUUAACGAGGAAGAAUGGAGAAUCCAAAUGUUACCAAUAAAAUUUCUCUUCCUCACUGCGUGGCCAGUGGUGGUCAUGCGGAUCCGAUGCAAAUCCAACGGUCAGGAUUACCCGCCUGAUGUACCUCUAGACAUAACCAAAGUCCUUGAGCUUAACAUGAUGAAAUGGGAGCUUCAAGGGCUUGACCGGGUCAUGGAGCCGUCUGAUUUCACUCUUGGAGUUCAAGGAGCAUUGUACCCAGACCGAGGCGGAAGGCACACAAGGCUCAAAGGUCGACUAAAGAUGAACAUUAGCUUCGUGCUUCCUUCGGUUCUCAUGCUUGUACCAGAGGAUGUUAGGAGAAACGUUGCCAAUGCGGUUUUAAAUGGUUUGGUGGAUAAUAUGAAGCAUAAGGUUAUUGAGAGCUUGCUCGCUGAUUAUAAUAGGUUUAAGAAUGAAAGAAGAACACAUCAUUAGUUUUUAAUCUCAAGGCUAAAGCUUUAAUGGUUUGAAUGUAAUUUAUGCGUUCAUGUUUGGCGUAUACGUUUAUAUUAAAAAAAAAAACUUGUAUCAACUAGUAUAAAAUAUACACCACAAAAUUAGAAUUAUAAUAGUCAACUGUUAAAAAUAGGCCAAAACCGUUAAAUUUUUGGUUUAUUGACUAUAUCAUGUCAAUUUUAUGCCGUCGAACUGUUAGUUAUGGAGUCCUAUUUUUAUCAACUAUAAAAAAAUCAUACUAGGUCUAUGUUAUUAAUAACAUCUUAACUAAAGGAUAUUCUCAAUAUACUCAUAAAUAAGAAAUUUCUUCAGCAAUCAUAUAAAAACAAAAAUCAAACCCAUUACUUUUGAAAUCAUAACAAUAAAAUAUUCAGUUUUAACUAAUAAGAAUCCUAACGAAAUCCUAGCUAAACAAAUAUCACUCAAUAUCCCCCAUUUAAUAAUCUGAAACUAAACCCUAUCUAUACUAUAUAUGUACUAUCAAUCCCACAACUCUAACUGCACACUGCAACCGCUGCCAACAAAAAAAGAACUACACACUGCAACCACACAAGCUGAACAUUCCAUUUUUACGAUGGUGCGUCCUAAAGAUAUUAUAAAGAAAUUAAUUAAAUCAUAUAUAAACAUUUUAAGAACACAAAUUUUUAAAACCAAAAUUUACAAUGAUAACUAAUAAUUCAUCUAACACAAAUGUUUAACACUAAACUUUUUAAUAUGAUGUUACAAUAAAACAAUACGUUAACAUAAGCCCUGACAUAAAAACUGAGAACCGAACAAAAAAAUCAAAACCAAAACGAAUUUCAUAAAUAACUGAAUGGUGACUAUAUCUUUUGACAGAAAAACCAAAAUUUAAAAAUAUGAAACGGAGCUAAAUGGAAUACCAAACACCCAGAUCUAUAUGUUUGAUAUGACUAUUAUAAUUUAAUCUGAAUAUUUUUUUCACCAAAUAUAAAUGUAUAAAAAUAAAAUUUUAUAUAAAACAUUAAAUUUUUAUAAAACAUAUAUUUUCAUAAAUUAUUUUAUGUUCAAAAUGUUUUUUUAAUAAAAGUAUACCGCGCAGAUGCGGGUAAACUCUGGUUUGAAUAUUAAAUCUGUCAAUUGUAAUAUUUUGAGAGAAAAACAAUGUAAGAAAUCGUUAGGCGGUAGUUAUUUUUUUACGAAGAUUGUUGAUUAAGUGUAUGGUUAGACUUUUAUUUUAAUAUGUCAUCUAAACCAAUUUUUAGAACACUGUAAAAAACACACAAUUUUCUGUUAUUGACCUGAUUUAGCCGAAUGAAAGGAGACUCUGUUUUCAUAAUAGAGAACCGAAGAAAGAGUAUAGAGAGAAAGAGAUUUGUCUUCUUUUUUUUUUUUUCAACAAGAUUGUCUUCUUCGUAAUAAUGAGAAAAACGUGACUAAAGGAGUAAAUCAAAGAGGGCCCUAAGAAUUCAAAAUGUUGAUGAGGUGGAUAGUCUCGAUAUACCACGUCUACAUACAAGGCCGAAAGACACAUAUCCCCUUAUCUUUCAAACAUGUGGGAAAGAUCAAACAUCAUCCAAUCUUGAAAACCUAGAGAGAGACUACUAACAUGGCUGUCAGCUCAACAGUUUUGUCGUGUCCGACAAUGCUGGGAAGAAUCAGGUCUACAGCGGCGGAGAUGAGAACAUUACGGUCGGGAGCCAAGUGCCAGUUGUCAACUACAAAACCCUCCAAGUAUUCAUCUAAAUUCUCUACCGAUGUUCAAUUGCACGAGUCUCCUCAGGCGUUGUUCGAUGAGUAUUUGGAGGAUAAGUCGAGGGUUUUCAAAGCAAUGUUUCCUGAUAAACCCAAAAGCUAUAGGCUUAACGAGGAAGAAUGGAGAAUCCAUAUGUCACCUAUAAAUUUCCUCUUCCUCACUGCAAGGCCAGUGGUGGACAUGCGGAUUAGAUGCAAAUCCAACGGUCAAGAUUAACCGCCUGAUGUACCUCUAGACAUAACCAGAGUUCUUGAGCUUAACAUGAUGAAAUGGGAGCUUCAAGGGCUUGGCCAGGUCAUGGAACAGUCUGAUUUCACUCUGGGAGUUCAAGGAGCAUUGUACCCAGACCGAGGCGGAAGGCACACAAGGCUCAAAGGUCGAUUAGAGAUGAACAUAAGCUUCGUCCUUCCUCCGGUUCUUGCGUUUGUACCCGAAGAUGUUAAGAGAAGCGUAGCCAAUGCGAUUUUGACUGGUUUGGUGGAUAGCAUGAAGCAUAAGGUUAUUGAGAGCAUGCUCGCUGAUUAUAACAGGUUCAAGAAUGAAAGAAAAACACACAACUAGUUCUCAAUCUCAAGGCUUAAGCUCUAAUUGUUUCAAAUGUAAUUUACGCGUUUCUAAUAAAACAAAACAAUUUGCAUCA